CGUGAGAUAGAAGAGAGAGAGAGAGAGAGAGGCGUGUGUCGUUGAGGCGGUUUCGCUUAUGUAGGUUCGCGUGGCGUGUGAGCAAAGCUCUUUUCUCUUCUCUUUCUCUGUCGAAUCUCAUCAUUCAACCACAACAACAACAACAAAAAAAAAAAGCACCACAACGAAAAGAAAUUCUCGUAAAUGGAGCGCGAGAAUAGGAAACGAGGAAGAGAAGAAGAAGAAGAAGAAGGAAGGAGAGAUUUCAAGGAAAACACAAAGAAGCUGGAAUUUCUCGGCGGCCUUGAAGACAGCGAGAUUUUCAAGUUCUCGGAUUCGUUUGGGCCGCUUGGAGUCUUCGAAUUCCCCUGGGCGAAGGAGGAAAUUCUCGUCUCGGAAUCGGACGAGUGGAAGUCGCACGACGUUUUCCACUCCUCCCUGAUCGACGGUUGCUCGGUCGAGUUCCCAAUCGAAGGGCCGGGUCAGAUUCCCGCGCCGGUGGUGCUUCCCGCGGAGGAGCCAGAGGUCGGAUCGUGGCCGUCAGAAGAGGAAGAGAUCGAUGGUGCAGAUUGCAUCUGGAGCUGUGUGCUGAGUCAGCCGCUUUCGAUUGAAGCGAGCAAGCUCUCCAACGUAUAAGAAGAGGUAACAUGUUAAAAAAACAAAAUUCCUUUUUUUUUUUUUUUUUUAAAAAUAUUCGUUCGAUUUUGAUUGUUAAAAAGCGUAACGAAAUGACAUUAUUACCCAUCUCAUUCUCAGAAUGUCAGUCCUGUCCCUUCGUUAUCCACGAAUUGGGAUAACGAUGGUUUUGUCA
Molecule: messenger RNA, 790 nt
Organism: Magnolia sinica
Lineage: Eukaryota; Viridiplantae; Streptophyta; Magnoliopsida; Magnoliales; Magnoliaceae
Exons: 2
Coding region: 184-615 (143 amino acids)
Source: RefSeq, a predicted model, not a curated record